Messenger RNA from Rotaria sp. Silwood1, 309 nucleotides. NCBI's taxonomy places the organism in Eukaryota, Metazoa, Rotifera, Eurotatoria, Philodinida, Philodinidae. The record is from the annotation of a GenBank genome assembly.
AUGGAAAGUUCCACAUUGACGAUAACUAAUACUACAUUUCUAAUUUCAUUCAAAGUAACUUCCAAUGGAAAUAGUACAGAACUAUCAUUUGAAGAAUGGUCAGUUCCUGUACCACUCAAACCGAAUCUGAUAAACAGCACAUAUUUAUGCUUUAUUGAUCCAAGUGAUAUUCGACGACGACCGCGUCAACAUAAACCGAAUGUAAACUUGGCUCUCAAUGCUGUUAUCGGUUAUCUUUUAAUACCUGGAUCAAUAUUCGGAUUAGGUGUCAUUGUAGCACUAGUCAUUUUCAUUAGUCAACGGUUAUAA